Molecule: messenger RNA, 2427 nt
Organism: Carassius gibelio (silver crucian carp)
Lineage: Eukaryota; Metazoa; Chordata; Actinopteri; Cypriniformes; Cyprinidae
Gene: sap30bp
Product: SAP30 binding protein
Exons: 11
Coding region: 68-880 (270 amino acids)
Biological process (GO): regulation of DNA-templated transcription
Cellular component (GO): nucleus
Source: RefSeq, a predicted model, not a curated record
UUUCAAAACGCUAAGCAUGCGCACACUGAAUAUAGCAUGACGUCAUUAUUGUGCGCCAGCGCAGAAGAUGGCGAGCGGUAAAAAGAAUGCUAUUCUCACUUCACUAGCGGCUUAUGGAGAUGAUUCUGAGCAGGAUUCUGAUCCAGACACAGAUGAUCAAGAAUCUCAUGGUGGAUUGGUGUGGGCUGGUUAUGGAGAGGAUGAUGUGAGUCGUGUGGAGGAGGCAGAUGAGAAGCCCUCUGGGAAUGAAGACAGUGAUGAUGACAGCACCAGAAAUUCGGAAGAGGAGGAGUCAGACUCGGGGCGGACCCAAGAUGAUUUGAAGGAUGUCACUGAAGUUGAGGUUAAAGACCCCAAUGAGCUUGUUGCACAGUUUUCGGAGAAGGUUCGGAAUAUGUCUCCAGAUGAGAUCAGAAUUCCUCCUGAACCUCCCGGGCGCUGUUCCAGUCAUCUGCAGGAAAAGAUCUUUAAACUUUACGAGCGGAAGCUUCACGGAGACUUUGAUACAAACAGCCAUAUUCAAAAGAAGAAAGAGUUUCGCAAUCCAAGUAUUUAUGAGAAGCUUAUCCAGUUCUGUGGUAUUGACGAACUCGGAACCAAUUAUCCAAAAGACAUGUUUGAUCCCCAUGGUUGGUCAGAGGAUUCGUAUUAUGAGUCACUAGCCAAAGCUCAGAAAGUGGAGAUGGAUAAGCUGGAAAAAGCUAAAAAAGAAAAGACCAAGAUUGAAUUUGUGACGGGCACCAAAAAAGGUACCACUACAAAUGCAGGAGCUUUGGCCACGAACACAACUGCGUCUUCCACAGGCUCAUUUUUAUGUGAAGGUCUCAGGAAAGUUUUGCCUGGAAAUUCAAAAGGAUGUGACAUUUAUGCAAGCUUAUAGUAACAAAUUUACUGUUAGUGCUAGUUUAAUUAAUUUUGAGUUCGAUGAGCUAGCAGAUGCUCAGAAGAGGAAGAGCAAGUGGGACUCCGCAGUACCAGUGACCCUGGCACAACCCACCCUCCUCACCACCACAGCCACCCUCCCUGGAGUCGUCUCUGUGACCACAACAGCCAGCGGCACCAAGACCACAGUCAUCUCUGCAGUGGGAACCAUACUCAAAAAAGCUAAGCAAUGACACACAAAAGGCUGGGGGAUUUCACUUCAGUUUGCCAGACGAAAUGAAUGGCUGUUGCACAUGCAAACAUAAUAAGUUCUGCUGUUUUUGCUUGAGCAACAGUUGGUUUUAACAGUCUGUCAACUGGAAUAGAUGGUGUUUUCUCUUUUUCAGAAAAUGGAAAAUUCUGGAUAUUUUCCAUUGGUAUUAGACAUCUCUGUUUUGUGGUUUUGACUAGCUGUUUCAUAUACCUUUAUCUGAUGGCUGAUUCCUUGAUUUAAACUUCUUGGUUGUCUUAGCUCAGAUGGUUUCCAUUGAAUUCAUGAUUUUUGUAUGUAAAAACGAUCAUAUGUGUCUGUUGCAGUGAAGCCAUCUGAACUUUCAUGUCCAACGUAUGAAAACUGAAACUUGCAAUAAUUUAUUGCUUAUCAGUGAAUUAGAAUUUUCUUUUCAGUAAUCAUUCAAUGUUUAAUAUAUACUCAGUCUGGUCUCUCUACUAUCUGUGUUUCCAUUUUAAUGCUUUGGAUAGGUCAUGUCACACAGAACACCAAUUAAACAUCACAAGAUGAUUAAUUCAUUAAGGAGUAAUUUUAUUAUAAAAAUAACUAAUCAGGGUUAUCUGACUGUAUUAUUGCAUUUAUUAUGUACUUAUAUUUUGGUGCAAGUUCAUUUUUACAGUUUAUUUUUAUGUCAUUUUAGCAAUGCAAGUAGUUUUUUUUAACAUGUAUAUAUUAAAAUGACUCUGGCUUCUCUAUAGCUCAGCAGUGUAAAAAUAAAAGUUUUUUUGUAUAAAUACAAAUCUGUUGAAUUUUAUUGCAUUAAUUACUAAUUGCUAUCUUUAAUUCAAAUCUGAAAGGAUCUGCCUCUGGAAUGAAGAACAGCCAUAUAUUGUGAUGUCAGGUAGUAUUGAGGAAUGUCUAUCAGGUUCUGAAUUUGGAAGAUAGUGUGUGUUUACUAGAUGGAGCUCUAAUUUAUAUUCACCCAAUACCGUUUUUUAAUUUUAAACUUGAACCUUCCAGACUUUCAUUCUAGCUAAGAAAUGCUGGGCAGUGAGGUUCAUUGAUGAUUUGUUUGGUCUUAUUUAAAACCAUCCGCUGGGAAUAUGGUUGUGCAGCCUAGUGGUUAUAGAUCUGGGCUUGGUAAUUAAAAUGUUGUGGGUUCUACCCUUGAGCUAGACACUUAUUUAAAAAUAACAUUUAGAACAUUUAGAAAGGUUCUGUGUUUGUAUUAUAUUUUUUGUUUUCUGAAAGAAUCGUCUUUUGUUCAGCAUAUUCAGUAUUGUGAAAUAUUACAAUUGAAAUUAUAAUUAAAGAUAAUUAUCAUCAGUUAAAAA